UCACCCCGAUAGCAACGGCAUGGCACGGCACGACGCGCACCCGGCCCCAUCCUCUAUUAAAGGACGAAGCACUUCGCUGCCGCUGCCAUAUCGCCAUCCCGUUCCCGCUGCCCGCCCGCUUGUCACUGGCCUGCUCUGGAGAACCUUGGAUUGGAGUGUGGCGCCACCUGUGUGACUUGGAGCCACUCGUCGACCCGCCGUCGAGCUUGCACCGUUGAACCGCAGCGCACAGGCGCCAGAGCCCGUCCGGAACAUGGCGAGGACCUUGGAGGACCUCCCCGCCGACGUGCUGGCCUGCGCGCUGCGCCGCCUCGACGGCCCGUCCCUGGCCGCCGCCAGCUGCGCGACCGCGGGCCUCCGGGCGCUCGCCGCCGACCCGGAGACGUGGCGCGCGCUCUGCCUCGCGCGGUGGCCGUCGCUGGCCGCCGCGCGCCCGGACCUCCUCCUCGCCUCGCCGCAGCGCCUCUUCGCCGACGCCUUCCCGUUCCCGGCCGACGACGACAGCGCCACAUCGGCAGCUCCCCCCAUGGCCCGUGCCGAGGCUGAGCCACAGCUCCCCGUCCCGAGCGGCAUCGUCUCCGCCGUGGACGUCUACCACCGCGGCGAGCCGCUGCUGUCCCGCGUCGUGGAGACGUGCACGUCGUCCUCGUGGUUCCUCGCCUCGCCCUUCCGCGUCGACGCCGUGGAGUGCAAGGGCCCCGCCGUGCCCGUCGGCCGCGCCGCCGCCGCCGCCGCCCCGGCGGAGCUGGAGCUCAGCUGGGUCGCGGUCGACCCCGGCAGCGGCCGCGCGGUCAACGUGUCCAGCCGCCGCCCCGUCGCCGUCGACAGGCACUGGUACACGGGCGACACGCUGCUGCGCUACGCGCUCGUGCUCGCCGGGUGCAAGUUCGAGGCCACCGUCACCUGCGCCCUGGAGACGGCGCACGUCCGGGAGAUCAGCCUUACCGUCGAGGACGCCGACGGCGCGGCGGUCAGCGGCGAAGGCGCCAUGCGGCUGAUCGCGGCCGCCAUGGUGGGGCCGAGGAAGGGAGGGGAGGAGGAGCAGGAGGAGACGGCCAGGCGGAGGUACCGAGACUUCGUCAGGAGCAAGAGGGGGAGGAAGGAGUCCAAGGCCAGGAAGGAGGUGCUCGUCGAUCUCUGCUGCUCCGCCGUCAGCGCCGUUGCCGUUCUCAGCUUCAUCGCCGCCGUCGUGCUCCGGUAGACCUACUGGUCUGCCGCCGGUGCAUCGCAUCCUCAACGACGUUGUUUUAGGAGUUCUUACCAUCGAUCAUGUAAAUACAAGAGUACUUCUGGGAGAGUUCUCUUUAGUUCGGUUCACCCAACCGUACCGAGGAAGUACAAGAGUACUAUAUAUCUUUCUUUCAAUCAGGUUAUACUCCUAUUUAGGCACAAAAAAUAUGAUACAGUAUGUACAAGAAUUUUUCCAAUGUAAACUCAACCUAUCUCUUCUUUUUGAAAUUUGAUUCAUACAUUUUCUCUUCA
Messenger RNA from Zea mays, 1482 nucleotides. RefSeq names its product probable F-box protein At2g36090. The transcript has a single exon. Gene Ontology annotation, molecular function: protein binding. Bases 254 to 1201 code for a protein of 315 amino acids. The record is from RefSeq and is a predicted model, not a curated record. Lineage: Eukaryota; Viridiplantae; Streptophyta; Magnoliopsida; Poales; Poaceae.